Messenger RNA from Centropristis striata (black sea bass), 4842 nucleotides. It is a transcript of the gene satb1a, whose product is annotated as SATB homeobox 1a. The record is from RefSeq and is a predicted model, not a curated record. Gene Ontology annotation, molecular function: RNA polymerase II cis-regulatory region sequence-specific DNA binding; DNA-binding transcription factor activity, RNA polymerase II-specific. The transcript is spliced from 10 exons. NCBI's taxonomy places the organism in Eukaryota, Metazoa, Chordata, Actinopteri, Perciformes, Serranidae. Gene Ontology annotation, biological process: chromatin remodeling; regulation of transcription by RNA polymerase II. The coding region runs from base 928 to 3669 and encodes 913 amino acids.
UUGUUCUCCGUAGAGCAGACCCACAGUAGCAGCAGGUCCCGGAGCUCUGGAUGGGAGGUCGCUCUGAACUUGCGCUAAGGCUAAUUUAUCGUUACACCGGGAAGCGAAACGCAUUUGAAGAACAAGGAGGGAUCAAAGGCAAACUACUUAGACAAUAAACACGAGAUGAUGUCGACGUUUAACACGCGAUUAAUGUAAGGAAGAGGACGCAUACCGACCGCCAAGCGAAACGGGUCUGCUCCUCAACUGGAGAUCAAUGGAUGCGAGAACAACAUAUGGAUACAGCCGGUGUCGACAGGAACGGGGCUGUUGAUGUAUGAUGGCAGGUCGGACAUGCACGUUGUGCCGACUGAAACAGGUUGGUUUCGCCUCGAUCAAACUUCAGCAGAAUCAGACGUGGGACGAUUAGCGCGCAUUUAGGUGCUGAAGAUGAACUGAAUCACUGUCGCUUACAGCGGCGCGCCUGGAGAUGACAGCAGGUUUAUUAUGGGAAACCGCGCUCUAUCGUUCACUGGACUUCUACUGGAUUUAGAGGGUUGUCCUAAUCGCUGCAUCUGGGUGAAGGUCAUCCAAUAUUACUGAUCCGGGUAUCCUUCAGAUCUGAGUUUGUGCGUACGUGUGUGUCAAAAUUGUGCUUUCUAGCUUUCUUGUUAGACACAGAAGUGUAGAUAACUGCUUUUCACACUCACUUGACGCUCAAGUAUCCAGAUCCUGCUCUAUCUAAGAAUGCUAUUAUUUAAUUAUGAAGACAUGUAGCCUAUUCUACCCUGAUGAGAACAUUGAACACUAUGUUUUAUAUCGCAAAAGUUACUUUAAAAUGUAUCUAACACUCUCUAAGGUCACCAUAUACACAUACUGUCAUCAUAACAUGAGUGAUUUUGUUUGAUAUUUAAGCCUCUGUGUCUCUGUGUUAGUGUGAGACCACAGAUGGAUGCACUGUGUAAUGGAGCCAAGAAACCUGAGGGCAGUGAUCCCGUCGUAGACCCCCGGCCACCUCCUGCCAAGCUGGCUCGGCUGGAACUAAACGGAGCGGGACCCUCGGCCCAGGAGAGGAGCAGUCAGGAUAGUCCUGUGGCCAAAAACCCCUGCCUGGCCCAGAAACCCAGUGCAGUGAGGCCACAGAGCAAGAGCUGGCACAGCAGAGGGAGCCUGCUGCCGGUGUUCUGUGUAGUGGAGCACAGGGAAAACCCUCUGGAGGGAGAGAGGAGAGAAGAACAUGCUGAGUUUGUGUUGGUCAAGAGAGAUUUGUUGUUUAACCAGCUGAUAGAGAUGGCCCUGCUGACGCUGGGCUACUCUCACAGCUCUGCUGCACAGGCCAAAGGUCUGAUCCAGGUGGGCAGGUGGAACCCGAUGCCUCUGUCCUGCGUAACAGAUGCUCCUGAUGCCACUGUGGCUGAUAUGCUGCAGGAUGUUCAUCAUGUCAUCACCCUUAAAAUACAGCUGCACAGCUGCCCCAAAUUGGAGGACUUGCCACCGGAGCAGUGGAGCCACUCCACAGUGAGAAACGCUCUGAAGGAGCUCCUCAAGGACAUGAACCAGAGCUCCCUCGCCAAGGAGUGCCCUCUUUCCCAGAGUAUGAUAUCAUCUAUUGUAAAUAGCACUUACUAUGCAAAUGUCUCAGCUGCCAAGUGUCAUGAGUUUGGUCGAUGGUACAAGCACUUCAAGAAGACCAAAUCCUUUAAAGAGAUUGACAGCUUCUCUGACCAAUCCACACAUAUCACACUCACCCAGCAGCCAAUCACAAGUAGCCCAGCUGAUCAGAGCUCAACCCUGUUUUUCUCUCACGGAGAAGUAGCCAACAUAUGUGGCCGUUCCCCCCUCGGCCUGCACCCUCCGGGGUUGGUAGCCCAGCCUCUCCGCUCAAAAAUGGUCAACCAGCAGCUGGUGAUGGCCCAGUUUCUCAACCAGCAGUAUGCUGUUAGCCGCAUGCUGGCUAGCCAGGGUCUCCCACCGACCCAACAGCAGUAUCUCAACCACCCGCCUGUUGGGAGGGCUCCUCCUGCCAUGGUCUUCUCCAAGCCCCCUGAUUCCCAACCCCCACAGCAGGCACCGUGUGGCCCAGGGGGAGGCCCCGUGACCGGGCCGCAACCCCAGACAUCGACUGGGUCCUCUGUGGGGCCAACAGACGUGCCAAAUGACAUCUACCACUGUGUGAGGGAGGAACUGAAGAGAGCAGGCAUCUCACAAGCCAUCUUUGCCCGGGUGGCCUUUAACAGGACCCAGGGCCUGCUGUCAGAGAUUCUGCGGAAGGAGGAGGACCCCAAACACGCCUCUCAGUCUCUGCUGGUCAACCUGCGGGCCAUGUACAGCUUCCUGCAGCUGCCCGAGGCUGAGAGGGAGCGCAUCUACCUGGAGGAGAAAGACAGAAGCUUGACUGGAUUCACACCCAGCUGCAAUAACACGCCACCAAGAUCCACACAGGCAAGGCUGUCCCCAGUUAUAGGAGACAGAGGCUUGAGGACAGACAGUUGUGUUCUCAAUGUCAGCGCCUCCAUCUAUGAGGACAUUCAGCACGAGAUGAAGAGAGCCAAGGUGUCUCAGGCUCUGUUUGCAAAGGUGGCCGCCUCCAAGAGUCAGGGCUGGCUCUGUGAGCUGCUACGUUGGAAGGAGGAUCCAAACCCAGAGAACCGGACCCUGUGGGAGAACCUGUGCAUGAUCCGCCGCUUCCUCAGCCUGUCCCAGACUGAACGAGAUGCCAUCUAUGAACAGGAGAGCAGCAACGCGACGGUACAGCAGCACUGCGCUGACAGGCUGACACUGCUCAGCAAUGACAAUACACUGUACCAACGCAACUCUCCGCUGCCACAGCAACACCAUCUUCAACCCCAUCAACCCCUGCAGCCCGAGGCAGGACCUCACCUGUCUCCACGGCAACCAUGUGCCGCAUCACCAGCCGAGUCUGAGGCGGCCAGCAACUGGGGGCACAUGAGAAUACGUCUGCAGGGCAGGGUCAGCAGCACUGGAGAGAGAGGAGAGGGUAAGGACUGGGUUGAGGGGGGACAGGGAGAGAGGAGCAGCUUGGGAGGGGACUGGGGUUGUUCUGGCAGGGUGAGGGACAAGGGGACGGAGAGCAAGGAGCAGGUGAGGGAUGGUAAUGUGGGAGAGGAAGGGAUGAAUGAGAUCAUUGGUGACAGCAAGGAGGAGAAGGAGAAGCUUACAAUGAAGUGGACCGGUGUGAAAGAUGAGGACCGAGGUGGGGCUGGGGGUUCUUCAGAGACACGUACUGAGGUCCAGGGUGGCGAUGAGGUCCAAGGCGACGGGUUAACAGUGUCCCACGAAGCACUGGGGAUCCUGCAGAGCUUCAUUCAGGACGUGGGCCUCAACCCCGACGAGGAAGCCAUCCACACCCUGUCGGCUCAGCUGGGCCUGCCCAAACACACCAUCCGGAGAUUCUUCAACAGCCAGGACCACGACCCGCAUCAAGAGGACAGCCAGAGCCCAAAACAGAGUCGAGACAACCAGGACGUCUUCACGGAUCCAAACCUCUCCCAGACGGCCAAAGCUGAGGAGGAGCAAGAGGAGGAUGGUGAUGGAAAGACAAAAAAUGAACAAAAAGAGGUGGAGGAGACAGGGAGAAAUGAAGCAAGUGAGAUUACUGUUGUGAAAGAAUCUGAUGCUGGUACUCAAACAGUUGCCCAUCUGAAGGAGGAGCAGGAAAGCUACAUCUGACUCAACCCAUGCAGUGACAUACACAGUGUUUUAUAAGUGUUGACGUCUUUAAAAGCUGUGGAAGGACUAAAAACUGACUUAUUUUACAUGUUUAUACCACAGCUUAGAAGGAUGCUGGUGAGAGCUCUCUUAUUUCCCUACUGCACUUGAAACAGAACGAAACUGUGACUAUACGUGCAGAUAAUGUUUCAACUUUCUGUUAGAUAUAUAUGUGUCUGGGUGAAUGGGACCCAAUACAAAGAGCCUGACAUUACAUAUCAAUGUUUAAAAAAAGAGUAAUUAUUGUUGGUUGACUGAUCAAACGUUUGAGAAAUAUUCAUGCCAGAAAUGCCUUGUAGAAAGUGGCACUGCCAAUCUGAUUUUUUCUAAUGAUAUAUAUCACCAUUGUUGUUGCUUUUCUAUGUUUUUUUAAAUAGUGCUUUGUGUUUUGGAUCAGAUUUCCAAGUUAUUUAUUCCCUUCAGGAAUCUCAGUGUUAUAUCUUUCAUUGUUCUUGUUCAAUUUUAUCUGUCACAUUGUAUUAAAUAUUACAUUUCCUGACUGUUCUAAAGAAAUUAUAGUUGCAUUUGUAAAUGAUAUACAGCAUUUGGAAAGAAUCCUCCACUUCAAACAAUGGAUUAGUUACCAAACCAAUCAACAUAAAGACAUCUAAAAUGUCCCUACUGAAAAUGAGUCCAUUUUUGUUCACAUUCCUCAACUUUAAUCACAAAGUUUUGUUGAGAUCUAAUUUGCUCCUGAACACAUCAUAGUUUAUAUAGCGUUUCUAUGGAUGCAUGAAUCUAUAAAUCUCUCUCCCCUUAAAUAGCUAUGUUAUUUUGGGAAUUGUUAUAUUUACACAUCUUGUGGUUGUCAUAUUGUACUGAUUUACAUACUGUAGCAGAGACACAAAGCGUGCUUUAUGGGGGGCACAAUGUUUAAUGUUUUUUCAUGAAAGAAAGAUUGUGUUCAAGACUGAAGCCGUGCAGUGUGUACAUUUAAUGCUGAAAUUAAAAGAUAGCACUUUGAUUCAUAAACAUGAAGACUCAUCCAUAAUUGUACUGUAUGUUUGUUACUUUGUGAAAUUAAAGUAAGACACUGCUGGUAUUUAUAUCACCCAGUGGAUUACUUACAUUAAGACAGUUAUUUUUUGUAUAUUUCAAGUGUUCUGAAAUGUUAUGUUUGAAUAUGCAAAUGAG